GGCCGCCGCGCGUCACUCACGCACAGUGCGUGGGCACGUCGGUGCGUCCGUCCCCACCCCCCGCCCCGGUAACCGGGGAAGUGGCGGCGGCGGCGGCUGCGGCUACAUCGGGGACAUCAUGAAUUGGAAUAAGGGUGGACCUGGUACAAAGAGAGGCUUUGGGUUUGGUGGCUUUGCCAUAACACCUGGCAAGAAAGAGGAGCCCAAGCUGUCUCAGCAGUCCCACAGUGCUUUUGGCACCGCCGGCUCCUCGGCUGCAUUUGCGAAAUCGGGGCCUCCUCAGCUGCCUUCCUUCUACAAAAUUGGGUCAAAGAGAGCCAAUUUUGAUGAGGAGAAUGCGUACUUUGAGGAUGAAGAGGAAGAUUCCAGCAAUGUGGAAUUGCCCUACAUUCCUGCAGAGAAUUCCCCCACUCGGCAGCAGUUCCAUUCCAAAUCAGCAGACUCUGACAGUGAUGAUGAUCCUCUGGAGGCAUUCAUGGCUGAAGUGGAGGAUCAAGCUGCUCGAGACAUGAAGAGACUUGAAGAUAAAGACAAGGAAAAAAAGAACGUUAAGGGUAUUCGAGAUGACAUUGAAGAGGAAGAUGACCAAGAGGCGUAUUUUCGCUACAUGGCAGAGAACCCCACUGCUGGUGUGGUGCAGGAGGAGGAGGAGGAUAACCUGGAGUAUGACAGUGAUGGGAAUCCAAUUGCACCAUCCAAAAAAAUCAUUGAUCCUCUUCCACCUAUUGACCAUUCAGAGAUUGAAUAUCCACCAUUUGAGAAAAAUUUCUAUGAUGAGCAUGAGGAGAUCACCAGCCUGACCCCGCAGCAAGUGGUGGAGUUACGGCAUAAGCUGAAUCUCCGGGUCUCCGGGGCUGCUCCUCCAAGGCCUGGCAGUAGUUUUGCUCAUUUUGGAUUUGAUGAGCAACUUAUGCAUCAGAUUAGGAAAUCUGAGUAUACCCAACCCACUCCAAUACAGUGUCAGGGUGUUCCAGUGGCACUAAGUGGCAGAGACAUGAUUGGGAUAGCCAAGACUGGAAGUGGGAAAACAGCUGCUUUCAUCUGGCCAAUGCUGAUCCACAUCAUGGAUCAGAAGGAGCUUGAGCCAGGGGAUGGUCCCAUCGCAGUGAUCGUCUGCCCGACCAGGGAGCUCUGCCAGCAGAUCCACUCCGAGUGCAAGCGCUUUGGCAAGGCCUACAACCUGCGCUCCGUGGCCGUGUACGGAGGAGGGAGCAUGUGGGAGCAAGCCAAGGCCCUGCAGGAGGGGGCAGAGAUCGUGGUCUGCACACCAGGUCGUUUGAUUGAUCAUGUGAAAAAGAAAGCUACAAACCUGCAGAGAGUCACUUACCUCGUGUUUGAUGAAGCUGACAGAAUGUUUGAUAUGGGGUUUGAAUACCAGGUCAGAUCAAUCGCAAGCCACGUACGUCCUGACAGACAGACCCUCUUGUUCAGUGCCACGUUCCGUAAGAAGAUUGAGAAAUUGGCUCGGGACAUUCUGAUCGACCCAAUUCGGGUUGUGCAAGGAGACAUUGGAGAGGCAAAUGAAGAUGUCACUCAGAUUGUGGAGAUUUUUCCCUCUGGGCCCAGCAAGUGGAACUGGCUGACGCGGCGCCUCGUGGAGUUCACGUCCUCCGGGAGCGUCCUCCUCUUCGUCACCAAGAAAGCCAACGCAGAGGAACUGGCCAAUAACCUCAAGCAGGAGGAUCAUAACCUGGGGCUGCUCCAUGGGGACAUGGACCAGAGUGAGAGGAAUAAAGUCAUUUCAGAAUUUAAGAAGAAGGGGAUCCCCAUCCUGGUAGCUACUGAUGUGGCAGCUCGAGGGUUGGACAUCCCUUCCAUCAAGACUGUCAUCAACUACGACGUAGCUCGGGACAUCGACACGCACACGCACCGGAUCGGCCGCACCGGCCGCGCGGGGGAGAAGGGAGUGGCCUACACCCUGCUGACCCCCAAGGACAGCAACUUCGCUGGUGACCUCGUCAGGAACCUGGAGGGUGCCAACCAGCACGUCUCCAAAGAGCUGCUGGAUUUGGCAAUGCAGAACCCGUGGUUCCGGAAAUCCCGAUUUAAAGGAGGGAAGGGCAAGAAGCUGAAUAUUGGUGGUGGUGGCUUGGGAUACCGUGAACGCCCUGGGCUGGGCUCAGAAAAUGCUGACCGUGGAAACAACAACAGUGUGAUGAGCAACUAUGAGGCCUACAAGCCAUCCACAGGGGCCAUGGGGGACAGGCUGACAGCAAUGAAAGCAGCUUUCCAGUCCCAGUACAAGAGUCACUUUGUUGCUGCAAGUUUAAAUAACCAAAAGACUGGGAGCUCUGCCGCUGGUGCCAGCGGCUGGACCAGCGCCGGGAGCCUGAACUCCGUCCCGACGAGCUCAGCGCAGCAGAACGCCGCCAAUCCCGAGAGCCCCAUCGCGGCCACGGCGGCGGCCAAGGGAGUGCCAGGCUUCACCAGCACGGGCAGCCUGAGCAGCGUGCCCCCCUUCCCCAGCGCCGGAGCGCAGGGCUUCAACAAUGCCAGCGCCAACAGCCGCGAGGGCGGCGGCGGCGGCAGAGAACGGUACAACGACAGCCGGAACAGCCGGCACGGCGAGGCCCCGCGGCGCCCGGAGAGCGGCGGUGGCCGAGGGGAGGGCGGCGGACGUUACAACGAUGGCCAACGUUACACCGAGGGCCAGCGCCACAGCGAAGGUGGUGGCCGGCACGGUGACCCCUCCCGGCACAGCGACGGCCGCCACGGCGACGUCCAUCGCCACAGCGAGGGCCGGCACUUCACCGACCUGCCCGGCGGCAACCGCAACAACGGCGACAGCAGGAACAGCGAGAGCAGGAAUGGAGAGAACAGGAAGGAGGCCAACAGCCGAGACAAGACAGAUGGUUUUGCUGUCCCAGAGCCCCCAAAACGCAAGAAGAGCCGGUGGGACAGUUAAAAGCUGGGGGUUCACAGCCUGGAAUCUCUGCAGGUAGUGUUGUCAUUUUCCAGAGGAUUUCUUGGGGUUGUUGGUAACUGGUUGUUGAGCAGCUGGGGCAGGAGAAGGAAACCAUGAGAGCCCCCAUGCGAGUUCAUCUGCGGACAGAUUCACCUGAACGAAGUGCACACAACACUUAGUGAAAGAAAUCAUUUUGAUAAAGCUCCCUGGGUUCUGCUUUGAAACAUUCAGUGCUCGAGUGACUCUGCUGGAUUUAAACAGAUCUUCUUGACAAAAAGAAGCUGUUCCACAUCCUUGGAACAUUAAUAAACUUGUCCAUAGAAGUAUAAAUUAGUCUUUUCUUAACCAGCGUUCAUAUUUACAAACCAGUCCAGUCCACCUAGAGAUGCUCAGGACCUGCCUGUUAGACAUUAAUCUUGCAGCAGUUUGGUCAGUAUGGUGAGUUCUUCCUCCAUCUCCUUUUCACAUAUUCUCCCCAGAUAAUUUGGUCUCCAGGUUACCUCUCCCCCCAUCAACUAAGAAUAUAUCAAUUUGCUUUGCUGAAGGUGGGGCAGAGCAAGUUGGUUUCAUUGUUAUGGGGUUGGGGUUUUUUUUUUGAUUUUUUAUUUUGGUGUGUGUGGAGCUGUUCCAGGGAUCCUUCUCCAUCCAGCAAACCACAAAUUCACUUGUAGUGGAGGUUGGACUCCCUGGCUUGUUUUUAAUUCCAAUCCCAUUGCCCAGAUAUUUUUUUUCUUUUGAAGAACCUUCUGUUUUCUAAUAUCCUUCAUUCUGGUGGAAGCCUGCAUAGCAAACCUGUGUCUCUGCUGUGCCUAUGCACCCUCUGUUCUGAGAGGAUUGAGUGCUUUCUUCAAAUUAAAAACAAAAAAGGGAAGACAAUGUAGAUAGACCACAACAAUCAGAGGCUGGAGCCCCCCAGGAAGUGUGGCUAAAGGAAGAAGAUUCAGAAAUUCAGGGAUCUGUUGCUCAGAAGCCUUUAGGGAGAACUCAAAAAACAAUUAAUGAAAAGAAACAGCUCAAAUUUGGCCUUGUUUUGGACACGUGUAGUAAAUCUGUAAAAUCUUGCUUGCCCAUUUUUAACUCAUUGUGUGUAUUCCCAUUUUUUAACUACUUUUUUUUUUUUUUUUUUUUGCCACAAGGUAGGGAAGAACUUUUCAGUUGGGACAUGUCAGCACCCACCGCUGGCUCGUUUCCACUGGAAGAUGUACCAGAAGCUGUCAGGGUUUUGUGACAUUGUGAUGUUUUCUUUAUCAGCUGUGCAUUUACUUUCUGCUUGCUCUAGUAAAUGUUUUAUUACUGGUACAAAAAUA
Messenger RNA from Serinus canaria (Common canary), 4212 nucleotides. RefSeq names its product DEAD-box helicase 42 (gene DDX42). Lineage: Eukaryota; Metazoa; Chordata; Aves; Passeriformes; Fringillidae. The transcript has 19 exons. Gene Ontology annotation, molecular function: ATP binding; RNA helicase activity; RNA binding. The record is from RefSeq and is a predicted model, not a curated record. Bases 119 to 2905 code for a protein of 928 amino acids.